Molecule: messenger RNA, 5319 nt
Organism: Antechinus flavipes (yellow-footed antechinus)
Lineage: Eukaryota; Metazoa; Chordata; Mammalia; Dasyuromorphia; Dasyuridae
Gene: CANX
Product: calnexin
Exons: 15
Coding region: 117-1922 (601 amino acids)
Biological process (GO): protein folding
Cellular component (GO): endoplasmic reticulum membrane; endoplasmic reticulum
Molecular function (GO): calcium ion binding
Source: RefSeq, a predicted model, not a curated record
CUAGUCCUGAGGCACGUGACGUUCGCUUCGGGCCGAUCCGCUGCAGCAUCCGCGGUGCUGGGCGUGGGGCGAGGGGGUGGGAAGUGGCGCCGGCGCCGGCCGCGAAGCACGAGACCAUGGAACCAAAAUGGUGGUUAUUUAUGGUUUUGCUGCUCCUUGGAACAGUGGUUCAGGCACAUGAUGGACACGAUGAUGAGGAUGAGGAUGAUGAUGACGAUGAUGUGAUUGAUGUAGAAGAAGAUCUGGAAGAUGGCAUUGAGGAAGUAGAAGACUCAAAGCCAGGAGAUGGUGCCUCUCUUCCACCUCCAUCACCAAAGGUUACCUACAAAGCCCCAGUUCCAAAAGGGGAUGUUUACUUUGUUGAUGCCUUCGACAAGGGAAUGCUGGUCGGAUGGGUUUUAUCCAAAGCCAAGAAGGAUGAUACUGAUGAUGAGAUUGCCAAAUACGAUGGUAAAUGGGAAGUGGAAGAAAUGAAAGAAUCUAAACUUCCAGGCGAUAAAGGGCUUGUGUUGCUGUCACGGGCCAAACAUCAUGCCAUCUCCGUGAGGCUGAACAAGCCUUUUAUAUUUGACACUAAGCCCCUCAUCGUACAGUAUGAGGUAAAUUUUCAAAAUGGAAUAGAAUGUGGUGGUGCCUAUGUGAAAUUGCUUUCAAGAACCCCAGAAUUGAAUCUGGAUCAGUUCCAUGACAAGACCCCUUACACGAUUAUGUUUGGUCCUGAUAAAUGUGGAGAGGAUUAUAAACUGCACUUCAUCUUCCGGCAUAAAAAUCCAAAGACAGGCAUCUUUGAAGAGAAACAUGCUAAGAGACCAGACACAGAUCUAAAGGCCUACUUUACUGAUAAGAAAACACAUCUGUAUACAUUAGUCUUGAAUCCAGAUAAUAGCUUUGAAAUAUUAGUUGAUCAAACAGUUGUGAAUAGCGGGAACCUACUGAAUGAUAUGACUCCUCCUGUGAAUCCUCCCCGGGAAAUCGAGGACCCAAAUGACCAGAAACCCGAGGACUGGGAUGAAAGGCCCAAGAUACCAGAUCCUGAUGCUGUCAAACCAGAUGACUGGGAUGAGUCUGCUCCUGCUAAGAUUCCAGAUGAGGAUGCUACAAAACCUGAAGGCUGGUUGGAUGAUGAGCCUGAAUAUGUAUCUGACCCAGAUGCAGAGAAACCAGAGGACUGGGAUGAAGAUAUGGAUGGAGAGUGGGAAGCUCCCCAAAUUGCAAACCCAAAAUGUGAGUCAGCCCCUGGUUGUGGUGUCUGGCAAAGACCUACCAUCGACAAUCCCAAUUACAAAGGCAAAUGGAAAGCUCCUAUGAUUGACAAUCCUAACUACCAGGGAAUCUGGAAACCCAGGAAGAUUCCAAAUCCAGAUUUCUUUGAAGAUCUAGAACCUUUCAAAAUGACACCUUUCAGUGCUGUGGGUCUGGAACUGUGGUCCAUGACCUCUGACAUCUUUUUUGACAACUUUAUUAUUUGCGCAGACCGAGGAGUUGCAGAUGAUUGGGCCAAUGAUGGGUGGGGUCUGAAGAAAGCUGCUGAUGGGGCUGCAGAGCCUGGUGUCAUGGGACAAAUGCUUGAAGCAGCUGAGGAACGUCCAUGGCUUUGGGUGGUUUAUAUUCUCACUGUGGCACUGCCAUUGUUCCUUGUGAUCCUCUUCUGCUGUUCUGGAAAGAAACAGCCCAGUGCUGCAGAGUAUAAGAAGACUGAUGCUCCUCAACCUGAUGUAAAAGAAGAGGAAGAGGAGAAAGAAGAGGAAAAGGAGAAGAGAGAUGAAGAAGAAACUGAAGAGAAAAUUGAAGAGAAGCAAAAAAGUGAUGCUGAAGAAGAUGCAGGUACUGUAAGUCAAGAGGAUGAAGAUAGAAAACCUAAAGCAGAGGAAGAUGAAGUUUUGAACAGAUCACCCAGAAACAGAAAGCCACGAAGAGAUUGAAAGAAUUUAAGAACUUGAUCUGUGAUUCCCUUUUUCCCCUUAUCCUCGAUGUGAUCCUAGGAGAGGACCUGGGAUACACCUUAUAUGUUGAAACCCAGAAAAACCUCAAGACUUCACUAUCAACAGAUUCCAGUCAAAUACUAUCCAAUGAAAUUUUGAGCAUCUAGCAGUAAUUAAUUGCAAUUGUGAUAAAAAACCAAACAAACAAACCCACCAUUCCUGUAGAAAGAAAGCAUUUAUUGUAUGGGCUAUGGAUUCUGGAUGUGUAACAUGAAGCAACUAACCUGUUGGGGUUUUUUUUGUUUUUUUUGUUUUUUUGGUUUUUUUUUGGUUUUUUGGUUUUUGGUUUUAAAACACUUUAAAAAAUUAGAAUGUUAGAAUAUUGCCAAUCUUCAAGAACCUUGGCUUAAUUUAAUGUAUUAAUCUAUUCAUGGAAAAAUAACAGCAAAGUUUAGGAAAUAUGCUAGGUGAUGAAAUGCAGUUUUUAUAACGUAGGGUUUUUUUUUUAUAAACUUCGAUAUUCUAAAACAUUGAAGUGUCUAUGUCCCUUAAAAUUGAUAAUCAUGUUUAAAGUGAAGUCAUUUGUGUGGAUAACAUUGAUUACUCUCUCCCACUCUUUCAUUCUACAUCUUCUGGAGAUUUGAGAUUGGGGGAGAAUUCCAAACCAUAAUAGAUGCUGUUUUGAUUAAGCUGUAUUAAAAACAGAGCUACAAAAAAGGCCCUUCUUUUUCCACUCUGUUGGAAAGGAGCAUGAUUAGGCCACAAUAUGUGUGUGUUGUGUUGCCUUUGGUUACUGCUAAGUUCCCAAUGUUCCAUAGUUGGCACCAAGAAUAAAUAGGUGGGAAGACUUCCCAUUGGUACUUAGGCAUUCAGGCUUCCCAGGCUGGUUGUCUGGGCUCAAACCUUAUGUGAUUUCUCUAGACUGAGCACUACUCAUUGGGGCUGUCAGGGGGUGUGUGUGUGUUAUGUGUGGGGUUUUAAUAAUUUCUUUAUCCAUUCUGUUGAUAGUUUACCCCAUCCCAGGCUUUUCCCUGCUGCUAUGCAGUUUCUUCAGAGUGCAGCUUGCCCUCCGUUGCUGGAAAUGAUUUUAUGCUCAGCACAGUGUUAAACUCGAGUGGUUUAUAUAUAUAGUGGGUUUUUUUUUUUUAAAGACCCAAUAUCAUCAGUGUCCAAAUACAGAGUAGAGCAUAGUCAGUCCCACAUUUUUCCAUUUAUGUCUUUAGAGAUUUAUAAUGGUCAGAACAAACAUGCCGAUUCAGAUUUGAUUUCAAAAUGAAUGCAGUUGUUCAAAGUAUUUGGCUGACAGUGGGUUGUCUGGGGCUUAUAGCAUGAGCUACCAGCAAGUCUCUCUGUUCUUGAUGUAACAAUUGCAUUUUUUUUUUAAGUACACUGAAUGUAGGGAAAUCCAAUUUUAAAAAAAAAUUGCUAAAUGGCUUAGUGUAUUACUGGUCUUAGAGGGAGGGGGAAUUAAAAUUCAGUGAAGUUUAUCUGAGCAUUUACUCCAAUGAGUUAGUGCUUUGUAAUGACAUCAUAUUCUACUGAAAUAUAUUGGGAGCUAGAUGUUGAUAUUUUAGCUCUACUUGUUUAGAAUAGCUUGAAAUGUACUGAUUCACUGUCCUUGCACUGAAUAUGUAAACACUCCAGUGUUCUUAUUGGGAACAGCAGUGGGCAAUAUUAGAAAUUUUCAAAAGGAAUUGUGGUGUUAGUUUAUUUUGUAGACUCCUGCUCCAUGACUUUAAAAAGUUUGAGAGAUAACUUUAAAAGUUGAGAGGUAACUAAUGGAAGAGUAGACAAUAUUUUUUCUGCCUAUUCACUUCUAUCUCCUUUCAUGUUAUCUUGCUAGGUCAAAGUGGCCAUAAAUGUAGCAAUGAAGUCCAGUGCAAAUAAACCUUUGUUUAGUAAGGGCCUGAAAGCAUGUUUACAGGUAUCUACUUGAAGCAAAAGUAUGGGACCAUUGCACUUCCAACUGUAUUUUCAGAACAUACUAUGUGCCUCUGGUUGAGUUUUGGUAAUUUUCUUCCACCUGGGCUAUUGAAACUUAAGUUGACCCUGCAUUAUUUUGAUUCUUUAAAAGAGACAUCUUUGUGCACCUACAUGACCAGGAAGUUUUCAGGACUUGUCCCACUACUCCAUAUUAUUUAACAAGUGUUUUUGCAAAUAGUGGCUCUUCCUGGUUUUUCUCUCUACUCUCCCAGUGUAAGGUGAGGCCUGCUACUUCAGUAUCUGACAGCUGGAUGACCAGCAGCACUUUGCACAGCAGCUCAACAAGAGGCAACAAUAUUUAGUUAUUUUACACUCCAGUGUCUGAUUCAUUAAUGUGCAAAUUUCUGUCCUCCAACAGAUGUGCUCCUCAGUUUCUCCCAUUCACAGAAAAAGUGCUAUUUUCCAUUUGUCAAGCUACUAAAUGGUGUUGCAUUAAAGCUACAUGUUAAUCUCUUCUGCUUUUGACUAAGCUUCUUUACCUUCAUUGUGCAUGUUUUCUCCUUUAGUGUGCACUACUUUGAGGGGGAAAGGGUGUUUUAAAGUCAGUCUUCCCCUUAAUUUCCAAAACACACUGGGAAAGUUAAUAUAGCUCUCAACUCAACAGGAAGUAUUAGGAACUGUCUUAAAGUUUUUAUUUUUAUGUAGCUAGAAUUUGGGUUCAGGAAAGGAAGCUUGGGAGCCUGAACAGCAAAACAAAGAAAAAAACAUGCUUGUUUAGUCUUGUUGGUUAGAUCAUAGAAUUCAAAAUAUUUUCCAAUUGUUAAUUUGUAGGUUGUAGGAUUUAGGGGGCCAGUUAUGACUUUUUUUUCCCAAAAAGUAACCAUUGUUAAUUCAAACCAGAUAUUAGACUCCAGUUUUAGUUUCUGAUACUAGGAGUACAAAACUAUGCCAAAAGGAAACUUUCUAUGAAUGGAGGGGUUUUUUAUGUUGCUGUACUAAGGGGAGGGGGGAAUGCAUAUAGAUGCAGUAAAAAUGAUUUUCAUUACUGGCUCUCAUUUGGUUUUAUCUUUAAAUCAAGGAAAUGGAGACCAUUUCCAGCAAAUUAAUAGGAACUCUGCCCUGAGAUGUAUCUUGACCUUAGAAAGAUUGGAGAACAAGGAUGGUGUUAUUGACAAAGGUGGUGGUCAUUGCAAUGUAUGUUCUUUCUUAUGCCUCUACUUAGGGCAGUAAAUAGGGUGCUCUUAGCCAGUGACUUUAUUUUAUUUGACUUGAUUUGGGCCCACACAAUCUCAAGCCAGUAUUGCCUCCAUGAAUCCUUGAGAGCAGUUUCCUUGUAUUGCUAAACAGGAACUGUUCUCUCAGCAACCACUCCCAUGUCUGUUGUGGAAGGAUAAUUAUAGAUGCAAUAUGCAUAUAUAACUAUAUUGGAUAAGUUAUAAUGUAAGUUUACUCUAAUAAAGAAAAUUUAAAUCAA